ACCCGGCACUCGCCUGGAGCGCGCGGGUGAGGCGGGCGGAGCGCACCGCGGCUCUCGGGGGCGCAGAGCAGCGCGCUCGCACCGCUCGGCUCCGUGCGGUUCACGGCGGCGGCGGCGGCGUCUGGGGCGCAGGGCUGAGCCAGCGUCCGGGAAAGGCGAUUGCAGCUUCUGCGCGCGGCCCCGCUCCCUGCCACAACCCCAGACCAGUCACCUCUUCGCCAUGGCUCUGGCGGACAGCACACGUGGAUUACCCAACGGGGGCGGCGGCGGGGGUGGCAGCGGCUCCUCGUCGUCCUCGGCGGAGCCGCCGCUCUUCCCCGAUAUCGUGGAGCUGAACGUGGGGGGCCAGGUGUAUGUGACCCGGCGCUGCACCGUGGUGUCGGUGCCCGACUCGCUGCUCUGGCGCAUGUUCACGCAGCAGCAGCCGCAGGAGCUGGCCCGGGACAGCAAAGGCCGCUUCUUUCUGGACCGAGACGGCUUCCUCUUCCGCUACAUCCUGGAUUACCUGCGGGACUUGCAGCUAGUGCUGCCCGACUACUUCCCUGAGCGCAGCCGGCUGCAGCGCGAGGCCGAGUACUUCGAGCUGCCCGAGCUCGUGCGCCGCCUCGGGGCGCCUCAGCAGCCUGGCCCCGGGCCGCCGCCGCCGCACUCGCGGCGCGGGGUGCAGAAGGAGGGCUCGCUGGGCGACGAGCUGCUGCCGCUCGGCUACGCGGAGCCUGAGCAGCAGGAGGGCUCAUCGGCCGGGGCGCCGUCGCCCACUCUGGAGCUGGCUAGCCGCAGUCCGUCCGGGGGUGCGGCGGGCCCGCUGCUCACGCCGUCCCAGUCGUUGGACGGCAGCCGGCGCUCCGGCUACAUCACCAUCGGCUACCGCGGCUCCUACACUAUCGGGCGCGAUGCGCAGGCGGACGCCAAGUUCCGGCGAGUGGCACGCAUCACCGUGUGCGGCAAGACGUCGCUGGCCAAGGAGGUGUUCGGCGACACCCUGAACGAGAGCCGGGACCCGGACCGUCCUCCCGAGCGCUACACCUCGCGCUAUUACCUCAAGUUCAACUUCCUAGAGCAGGCCUUCGACAAGCUGUCCGAGUCGGGCUUCCACAUGGUGGCGUGCAGUUCCACGGGCACCUGCGCCUUCGCCAGCAGCACCGACCAGAGCGAGGACAAGAUCUGGACCAGCUACACGGAGUACGUCUUCUGCAGGGAGUGAGCUCCCCAGAUCCCCUCGCGACUUCAGCGCGCCCAUCCCCCCUCCUUCCUGCCGAGGAGAGGAUUCUCGAUCUCCCCUCCUACCCCAUGCCCUCCCGUUCCCCUGUCUCCCGCCUUUAGUAGCUGGGCCAGACCGACUCACCCCCUACUUGAGAACCUGCAGCCGCAAAUCCUGUCGGCUUCUUCGUCUUUUUUGGACCCCGCUAACCGAGAGAGAGCCCAGGUGUACCCCCUCCAGUGCUUCCUCUGCCCCCUGACUCAAACCACCCCUCCCCUGGAUUGUCCUUCAGUCUGCAACUAGUGGGACAGUGUGGCCACAACGUCACCAAGUACCUGGUGAUGAUCGAAUUGUUCAGAACCUGAUUGGACUCUGUCCAGUGUGUAGAAGAUUCCUUGAAAUCCCAAGCCCCUUUGACCCAUUCGCGGUUUAAGAGAUCAGAUUGAUAACAUUGGGACUAGUUAGUGUUUUAAAAGGUCAUUAUGUAUAGCCUUUUAGAUCUUCUUUAAAGGUAGAGUUUUAGAGGGCUGGAUGGAAGACUCCGGACCUGGAAUGAGGAUCCCUUGGAGGCGGUUCAGUGACAACAAAUGAGUAAAGUUUUGAGAAGUUCUAUGUGACGUAGGAAAAGAAUCUAGUGCUGGCACAGUGAAGGACUGUAUCUUUUCCGUGCACAAUGAAAGGUCUUUGCCUGUGGCUUAAACUUGUAGAAAGUUACCCUCCUGCCUGAGGAGGCAUCCUUUCUCCUUGGCUCACCGCCGGAAGCCCUCAGUUCGACUGGUUGACAUGGCCGCCGUUAUCGGCAAGAGGGAGAAAGCGUGUUGACGCUGACAAGGGCGAGACAGCGCAGGUCGCCGAGCACUGUGCGAAGUCACCUGGCAGUGACUGUAAACGGAGCUGGGUAGUAAUGCACGCCGUGGGUAUUAGGAGAGCCCGUAUUCUUGCAGUGAAUGGCAGUAGGACCUUAGCUCUUAAGACUUGGGGGGAGGGAUGGGGAGGGAGGAAGGAGGGGUGAAGGGGUGGGAAGGGAGGAGCAGACAUACUCACUUAUUAUUUGAAAGUUGGAAGUUUGUGCCAUCCGUUUGAGUACACGUACAUUUAAGAAGUAGUACACAAAAACGUGCAAAGCAUUUUGUAAAGAUUAAUAACAGAUCGACUCUUAUCUGGCAGUUUAUUGAACUGUUUUGAGUCCUAAACUUAGAAGUUAUUGAUACUUAUAUAACCUAACCAAAGAGUUACCCAGUAGUUUUUGAACUUUAGGUUUUUUUGAACUUUAUUUUCUUGUUGGCUAUAAAUCUUGAUUUUAAAAUCUAUUAAUGAGCAAACUAAGUUUGAUUUUGGUUACUUAAACUUAAGAUCUCUUCUUAAAAAUUCUUAUUUUCUUCAAGCCUAGCCAGUGAUGACUCCUGGGCAAACCGAGAACCUGAAAAUGCCACUUCUCACCUACAGAUUGUUUGAUAUUAAGGUGGAAUCUUUUUGAGUGCCAGCUGCAGAGAAAAAGAAGCACCAAGGGCUGCCCAUCUGUAGAUAGCUAUACAAUGAAAUGUUUUUAAACGGAGGCAAAAAAGUAAUCACAAGUGGGUUGAGCAAUAAAAUAGUGUUUUAGGUAAAUGCAAGAGAAACAGAAGGAGACCCGGUUGCCUUAUACCUUUACUCUAAUGAGGAAUAAAUUCCCACUGCUUAUCCUGUCUACACCAUAGGUGAAGGGAAGUGAAUCCUUGUCUUUCAUGCUGUGAGGCUCCUUUGGAUAUUCUGUGAUGACGGAGAAGCCUUUUCCUUUUCAUUUGUUUUAGCAGUUUUCUCUAAAGUGUUUUUUUAAAGAUUUUGUAAGAGUCGUUUUCAGUGUUCAAAUUAGUGCUAUUUUUUCUUCUUUUUAAAAAUGAAUCUUGUACUGUAUCUUACUACGUCCAUAAUAGAUAUUAAGAAUUGGAACAGUUUUUUUCUUAGACUCAUGUGAUCCAAUCUUUAUAUACCAUAUAUAAACAUUUUACACAAAUCAUUUAGUUUUUUAAUUCAUUUACUAAUGCUAAAAAAUUUCCUAUAUUUACCCCCAGUAAUGUGCAUCAGAUGGUGUAUAUACUAAAGCAACAUGCUUUAAUGAAUUUCUUAUAUUCUUAUCUAUGGGGACAUUGGGUCCAGGAAAAAAUACUUAUAAAACUGAGUUUACUCCAUACUGUUUUUGCUUGGAUAUUAGUUAUGUACCAAUAGUAUGUUAACUGUCCUCUUAAAAUCAAGGUACCUGUAUUUUUAACGCACAAAUUCUUUUUUUUAACUGGUAAAGAGAAAGAUUUGAAGUCUUUACAUUGGUGUUACAAUUUUAGAAAGGUAAAGUUAGUUUUAUUUACAAAUCUCAUAAAUUGUAAGGGAAAUGGAAGCAGAAAUCCAGGAAGUUGUGUUUGCUUAAAUGCUGGGUGUGUUCUCAGAUUGGUAAUGCAACAGAACUUAUCUGUUCACAUCCUGAAAUGAUUUAGUAAGGUCGCUUUCUGGACAAAAGAGUGUCACAGAGAUUUCUCCACCCUAUAUGGUGUUCUCUUAGAUUGUACAACAAAAAACACGUAACUGAGGACAUCUUAGGACAGAUCAAAACCACUGACAGAUGGCAAGACUCUAACAGUCUGAUUUUCCUUGUUAAAUCUGCACAACUCCGGGAGUCACAGGCAAGUACUAAAGUUUUGUUUGUGCCCCUUAAGUCUUAUGAAUUGUAUCUGAUAAAACUUUGAGUUGAACGAUUUCACUUUUUGCACAUACAAAUCUUACUUUCCCCACACACUCUGGCUGCCCUGCGAUGCUCACCCUGCCCUUUUCAUUGUUUGAAAGACUGGGAAUUCUAAAUGGUUAGACACCAUAAACUGACUUCUUUUUCUAGGGAUGACUGUGCUCUCUAAAGUUGGCAGUUGAAAAAUGACAAUAUUCUACUUUUAGCCCAAAGUAAAGGCUGGGUAGGAAAUCCUUCUACACUGGGUAGGUCAUAAUAACUGUGGCAAGAUGACUUCUCAUGGGCAUUUUUGGUUUCCUUCUUCUCCAUGUCCUGUGGGCCACUGAAGGACCCUUAGUGGUCUACAAAGUGGACUGGAGUUUUGGUUGUUACCUCUAAGCUUGGAUGGGAUAUCGAGGGUCCAUUCGAGUAAGCCCUCCAAAGACAACAUUCACAUAACCUGAGAGAAUGUCAUAAAUUAUUUAGAUAAUGAUGACUUCAUUAACCUGCCUCAGUGUAGCAUGCAUUUACAUAUGUCAUAGCUUUAAUUACCAUUUGGUUCACAAGUGAGUGACAUGAGAUUUAACAACAAAUUUAAUUAAAAAAAAGAAUUGUUGACAGUGGUAGUUAAAAAAAAACAGGUACCACGUUCAAUGCUUUUGCACCAGAUGUUUAAGAAGUUGUCUAUUUUUAAUACAUGUAGACCAUGAACCAUAUUCAGACCAUAUUCAGUCCAAUUUUUCAAACUGUAGGUUGUGGAAAAUAUUCCUUGAAGAUGUGAGAACUAGAAAUUUUUUUCCUUUUCAUUAUUGUUUUUAUUUUUGUGUUUCUUCUUCUUUUUCUUUUUUUUUUUUUUUGCAUUGAUAGAAAAGUGAUAAUUUGUAAUACUAGCCAAAACUGUCUUCUCUUUCAAACCAGAUCCAUAUAUGGGGCCUGUUGCUUCUCUGAGGAAACGUAUAAUCUGAAUUCUCAGACAAAAUGGGCGACUGGCAAUGCUCAUAACAUAUUCCAAUUUUUAUUGGAAUUUUCCAUGGAAUGUUAUUACAUUGAAGCCAUGUAAGGUGAAGCUUUGAUAAUUUUUUACUUUUUAAAUUAUGGUAAGUUCUAAUCUAAUAUUCAAAACAUUUUUGUACUCCACAUGAAACAUGCUAAAGUAUAGUGCAAGUAUUUAGAAAAGCAUUGACUGGAGGGGUUGAAUUCUGUAAGAAUUUCUUUUAUAGUCUCAAUCAUAAGUACUCAACUCAAAUUUCUAAAAUAAUAAACUGAAUAUUUUUUAUUGUAAACCUAGCAGAGUAAAUCCUUUGGUAUUUUUUUGUUUGUUUGUUUUUUCCUUACUAUAACCCAUUUAAAAACUGAAUUAGUUUUCUUAGAUGACUUAAGUCUGUCUCUUGAGAAUAAAUAAAAUACUCUUGUGUAUUCAGUGGCUAUAGUACCUGAAAUUGGGUUUCUUAGAGCCAGAAACAAGUUAUAUUGAAAUUAACUUUUCUUUUUAUAAUUUUGGAUAACAAAAAUCUAAAAGUAUUGAUGUUUGAAGAUUUAGAAUCUCUACUGGGGCCCUUGAAACUUAGAUGGAAAAAAAUCCAAGCAGAACAUCUACAUUAGACUAUAAUCUUAUGUGGUAGAAAGAUAAAUAGCUGACCAAGAAUUCGUGUCACCUGAUACAUUUUGUGGGGUUUUUUUUCCCCACAAUUUUUUUUUGUAUUUUAAAUGUGUUUUGAAGUAUGUGAACAUUAAUUGUAAACUGUUAUACAACUGUCUUUGUGACUAUAGGCAGGUGAAUUUUGCUAUUACUAUUGAAUACAAAGGAUGACAAUUCAUUUAUGACCACUCAAACAUCAUUCGUGACAUUUAAUGACAAAAGUUUAAGAUGUCCAUUGUGGAUGUUAAUUGUGAAGACAUAAAUUGUAUGUUACUAAAUUUUUCCACACAUGAAAAACUUGUAUCUGCUGAACAGUAUAAGAUUCCCACAGAGCUCUCUGGGAUUAUGCACUUGUUGAAAACAUUAUAUGCUAAGUGAUAUAUACCAUUGAGCCAUUUUCUCAAAAUAGAAGGAGAAAGGGAAAAAAAAUCAUAACAAUUAUGAGACUUUUCUAAUGAAACAGAAAGCAAAAAAAAAAAAAAAAAUCCCUCUCUGUUUUACAAAAGACAUUUCAGAUAUGCCCAAACUUUUUAAGUGAGAGUUUCUUCAACUGUCUAAACACCCCAGAGAUUCUUGUUCUCCCUGUUCACAACCAGUUGUAUAAUAGACAUACUCGAUAACUGUUUUCCUCCCUGUGUGUGAAGUAAUGAAUCAUUGAUUAUGUGACUUGUUAUGUAUUCUAUUAAACACUAAAGAAUAAAACAUUCACUCCUUUAAUUA
Molecule: messenger RNA, 6252 nt
Organism: Prionailurus viverrinus (fishing cat)
Lineage: Eukaryota; Metazoa; Chordata; Mammalia; Carnivora; Felidae
Gene: KCTD12
Product: potassium channel tetramerization domain containing 12
Exons: 1
Coding region: 221-1204 (327 amino acids)
Biological process (GO): protein homooligomerization; regulation of G protein-coupled receptor signaling pathway
Cellular component (GO): postsynaptic membrane; presynaptic membrane
Molecular function (GO): protein binding
Source: RefSeq, a predicted model, not a curated record